Messenger RNA from Oncorhynchus masou masou (cherry salmon), 3329 nucleotides. Its product is annotated as protein TMED8-like. The record is from RefSeq and is a predicted model, not a curated record. Lineage: Eukaryota; Metazoa; Chordata; Actinopteri; Salmoniformes; Salmonidae. Gene Ontology annotation, cellular component: Golgi membrane. The transcript has 4 exons. Bases 7 to 774 code for a protein of 255 amino acids.
UGUUUUAUGUAUGCCUUACAUAGCACAAUUGUAUUGUAUGCUGAAUUGUGUUUAGAAGUUAGAAUGGUCAUACUGUCUGUGUACAGGCUCCAGAGCAGAGGCCUCUCUAACUCCAACCACCCCAUAAGUCACCCUGAUAUGGAUGGAACCAACCAGCCAGCUGAGGUUAAUCAACAGUCUCCUGCCGGGCAGCAGGCCAUGGGGGGAGAUGUUGAGGAGAGCAACAGCAGUGGGAAUAGCCAGAACCCUGGAGAGAGAAAAGCCCAAAUGCCACCGCUGAAGCCUCCCUCCACGUGGACCUCCAUGGCGAUGAAGGAGCUCAAGUCCAAGCUGCGACUGGAGAAGGACCGUGUGGUGACAGUGAAACAAGGAAACAUUUUGACAGUGCAUGUGCCCACCGUUCCUGAGGGAAAGCAAGUGUGCUGGGAGUUUGCCACAGAUAGCUAUGACAUAGCCUUUGGAAUCUCCUUUGACUGGAACCCUGUCACCAGCCAGGCCAUCACGGUCCACAUUAGUGAAUCCAGCGAUGACGAAGAGGAGGAAAAUCAGCUACAAGGACUUAUCAACCCAGGGGAUGUUGAGAAGGGUUCUAAAUCAUUGGCCAACUCCAACAUAGGGGAAAUCUUACCUGUGUAUCGUCUGGACAGUCACAUGGCAGUGCAAGGUGGCAGUCACGAGUAUCCAGGCGAAGGCACUUACCUUCUGAAGUUUAAUAACUCCUACUCACUAUGGCGAAAUAAGACUCUGUACUACAGAGUGUAUUACAGUGCCUGAGGAACUGUAACUGUUAGCUUUUGCAUAUGACUGUAUGACUUACUAGAAUUACUUAUUUUUGAUUUAAUAUUUUUGAUUCCAUAGAACAUGUUAUGGUUAAUUAUAUGUGCAUAGAUUUUUCAUCACAAUCAGCGGAUGUUGCUCACUCCUAGUCUACACUUAAAAUCUAAGAGGACCAGAAAAUUAUGAAGUGGGACAUUUUGCUCGUAUGUUUUACUGUGUUUAUAGACAUAUUUGACGUAGCCUUGUGUUUGUUCCAUGUUCUGUUUAAAAGUUAUGUGCAGUGAGUUAAGGCAAAUUGACCAUAUUUUAAAGAUAUAUAUAGUAUAUGUACAGUAUCAGUCAAAAGUUUGGACACACCUACUCAUUCAAGGGUUUUUCUUUUUUUUUUUUUUUUACAAUUUUCUACAUUGUAGAAUGUCUCUACACCUGGAAUGCUUUUCCAACAGUCUUGAAGGAGUUCCCACAUAUGCUGGGCACAUGUUGGCUGCUGUUCCUUCACUCUGUGGUCCAACUCAUUCCAAAUGAUCUCAAUUGUUGUUGAGGUCGGGUGAUUGUGGAGGACAGGUCAUCUGAUGCAGCACUCCAUCAUUCUCCUUCUUGGCCAAAUAGCCCUUACACAGCCUGGAGGUGCGUUGGGUCAUUGUCCAGUUGAAAAACAAAUGAUAGUCCCACUAAGUGCAAACCAGAUGUGAUGUUGUAUCGCUGCAGAAUGCUGUGGUUGCCAUGCUGGUUAAGUGUGCCUUGAAUUCUAAAUCAAUCGUUGAGUGUCACCAGCAAAGCACCCCCACACCACCUCCUCCAUGUUUCACGGUGGGAAGCACACAUGCGGAGAACAUCCGUUCACUUACUCUCUCACUAACCAAAAAUCUCAAAUAUGGACAGAUCUCCACUGCUCUAAUGUCCAUUGCUCGUGUUUCUUGGCCCAAGCAAGUCUCUUCUUCUUAUUGGAGUUCUUUAGUAGUAGUUUCUUUGCAGCAAUUCGACCAUGAAGGCCUGAUUUACACAGUCUCCUCUGAACAGUUGAUGUUUAGAAGUUUCUGUUACUUGAACUCCGUGAAGCAUUUAUUUAGACUGCAAUUUCUUAGGCUGGUAACUCUAAAGAAAUGAUCAUCUGCAGCAGAGGUAACUAUGGGUCUUACUUUCCUGUGGCGGUCCUCAUGAGAGCCAGUUUCAUCAUAGCCCUUGAUUGUUUUUACGACGGGCACUUGAAAAAACUUUCAAAGUUCUUGGAAUGUUCUGCAUUGACUGACCUUCAUGUCUUAAAGUAAUGAUGUACUGCCGUUUCUCUUUGCUUAUUUGAGCUGGUCUUUCCAUAGUAUGGACUUGGUCUUUCACCAAAUAGGGCUAUCUUCUGUAUACUACCCCUACCUUGUCACAACACAAAUGAUUGGCUCAAACGCAUGAAGAAGGAAAGAAAUUCUACAAGUUAACUUUUAACAAGGCACACCUGUUAAUUGAAAUACAUUCCAGGAGACCUCAUGAAGCUGAUUGAGAGAAUGCAGGGUGUGCAAAGCUUUCAUCAAGGCAAAGGAUGGCUACUAUGAAGAAUCUAAAAAAUUGUAAAACUUUUUUUGGUUACUACAUGAUUCCAUAUAUGUUAUUUCAUAGUUUUGAUGUCCUCACUAAUUUUCUGCAAUGUAGGAAAUAGUCAAAAUAAAGAAAAACCCUGGAAUGAGUAGGAAUGAUAAAUACAUUCAUUGGGCCCUCAUCUAUGGAUUUCAAAUGACUGGGCAGGGCAUUGGCCCACCCACUUGGGAGCCAGGCCCAGCCAAUCAGAAUGAGUUAUUACCCAUAAAAUGGCUUUAUUACAGACAGAAAUACUCCUCAGGAUCCCCCCCUCCCUCCUCAGACAAUCCCAUAGGUGAAGCUGCCUGAUGGCAACAGCUCUCUUGGACAUUCCUGCAGUCAGCAUGACAAUUGCACGCUCCUUCAACUUGAGACGUUUUUUUGGCAUUGUGUUGAGUGACUGCAAAUUUUAGUUGCCUUUUAUUGUCCCCGGCACAAGGUGCACCUCUGUAAUGACCAUGCUGCUUAAUAAGGUUCUUUGAUAUGCCACACCUGUCAGGUGGAUGGAUUAUCUUGGCAAAGGAUAAAUGCUCACGAACAGGGAUGUAAACUAAUUUGUGCACAUCAUUUGAGAGAAAUAAGCUUUUUGUGAGUAUGGAAAAUGUCUGGAAUCGUUUAUUUCAGCUCAUGAAACAUGGCACCAACACUUUAGAUGUUGCGUUUAUUUUUUGUUCAGUAUAAAAGUAUGAUUUGGAUAGUCCCUUUAUAGUACAAUUUUAUGCACAGAUCUCUGUAAAAGAACAUAAUUUGUAUUAUAUGUGUCUUUUCUGUGUUGUAGCUCUGUAUGCACCUAAUCAUGUUCUCAAUUUAUUAUAGCCGCCCAUACGUGGCUCCAAAAAAGAAUGUUUGUACCUCAUCCAUCUGUGUUGUGCAUGUUUCCUAAGGUACUGUAUCAUAUGAAUUGUGCUGUUAAAAUAUAAGGAACUGAAAAUAAGUAUCCCAUGGUUGUUGUGCUUUGUACUGCAUGCACUUUUCUUAUGUUUCUU